This is a messenger RNA of Schistosoma curassoni, 2684 nucleotides long. The record is from the annotation of a GenBank genome assembly. NCBI's taxonomy places the organism in Eukaryota, Metazoa, Platyhelminthes, Trematoda, Strigeidida, Schistosomatidae.
UUUUACUACAGUGAUUUAUUGAACUUCUUCAUUAGAAUAUUGAGCGCGUCGGUCGAAGAGUUCUUUCAGUUACUAAUUAUAUAGGUUCCGUCCACUAUAAAAAUGUCUGGAUCUCGCAAAUUUUUUGUUGGAGGGAACUGGAAAAUGAACGGAAGCAGAGAAGAUAACGAAAAGUUACUUAAGUUGCUCUCAGAAGCUCAUUUUGGUGACAACACAGAGGUUUUAAUUGCUCCACCAUCCGUAUUUUUGCACGACGUUCGAAAACUAUUGAAGAAGGAAAUACAUGUUGCUGCUCAAAAUUGUUAUAAAGUAUCAAAAGGUGCAUUUACAGGAGAAAUCAGAUUUCUAUUCAAUUUUAUGGGGUUGAAACCAUAAAACCGUCUUGAUUUGUUGCCAGUGCCAAAAAAUAAGAACAACAUGUGUCUUUGCCAAAGGUCAUGGUUUCACAGCAGGAAUAAACCUUUUACUACAUACUGGAUGGUUAUGUGUAUUGAAGCUACAAGUAAAUAAACAACGGCGAAUAAAGCAAAGCCAAAUCCAAUGGACAAUAUUCGGUGCAAACAUUUUUGACCACUUAAGUGCUUACUUCAAAUUUAAGAGAUCAUAGUGACGAGCUCGUUUAAGUCAUAUGUUUUGUUUGUGCUCCUUCCUUGGUUUUACGAUAUGGACUCAGGUCUUUAAUGGAUUUCUAUGGAAGCAGUCUAGCAACUUGGCCAGCUCCACUAGUCUCCGUAGUUAUUUACCAGUUUGUAUAUCUUGAGUGAAUUAAUUUGGUUCAGGGCAGUAUCGUCUUCUGAACCAAGAGUUAUCAAACUACCGGGUGAGAUAUUGAAUGGAUACCAUAUGGAUGUUUUAAAGUGAAGGAACUGUGGCUUAGAAAAGACCAUUGCUAUAGGACGUAAAUAAAGUCACUAUACAAACAGUAUAAACAAACCGAAAUGUAAGAAUGACAAAUGAACAGUGAGAAGUGGAAAAAAGUGAUAGAGGCAGGGUAAUAAUAAUGACAGAUGAACAGCGAGACGCGCAUCAACCGCAGCUAUUUUGAACUAGAGGUAGGUCAUGAUUAUGUUCGGUGUUAUUAAGCCCAUUAUCAAAAACCUAUAGUGAGGUGACAGACUACAUCUGGUUGGAUGUCAUUUCAGAUAGUGGCAGCUGUCGGUGAGAAAAAAAAUGUGAUAUCUCCCUGUUUUUUAUUCUCCUGUAACUAAGUGAAAAAAACCGAGACUUAUUGGGUCUACUGUUACAUGAUUUGUUCUUUAAUGCUAUUUCCAACUAUUUUUAACGAUAAAUCUGUAUUACUUAAAAACAAAUUACACUGUCAAAUUAGCGCAAUGCAAUAAGCUGCCUAAAUAUGUUUAAGGUAUUCAGGGCUUGACAACGCUGCCAUUUGUAAUACCUUUUUGACAGACGAUCACAAACUCAGUCAAACCAGGAGUCAAGAAUGGGAGUGUUCGAAGGUAUAUUUAAAAGGCAAUCGAUAUGAGCUAAGCUGACUAGUUGUUGUGUGGAAUACAUAGUAGGGCUUGCUCAAUAGUGAUCUGGUGCGGAUUCUUGGCUGAGCGCCUAAAACUAUGGUGUGUUCAAUAAAACUAACGAGACCAGCAUCAAAGUUGAAGAAUUACAAAAUUAUUUAUUAUGGUGAAUUAUUAACAACUUUAUGCUAUUUCUUAAAUCGCGAUUUUUGAUCUUUCUGUAAUAAGUAAGUGAAGUCAUGAUUUUUCUUUUGACAAAGUUAUUCGAAAAGACAAAAUAUAUACUGAAUACCGUUUAUCCGUCUUCGCUUCAAAUUAGUAGUAACUUAUAUAUCAACUUUAUUCUUGUUUCUCCACAAAUCUUGUUUAGCCCUGCAAUGAUAAAAGAUAUUGGUUGUGAAUGGGUAAUACUUGGACAUUCUGAGCGUAGGAGCAUUUUUGGUGAAUCUGAUGAACUUAUUGCUGAAAAAGUUCAACAUGCACUUGCUGAAGGUUUAAGCGUUAUUGCAUGUAUUGGUGAAACAUUAUCAGAGCGUGAAUCUAAUAAAACGGAAGAAGUGUGUGUUAGACAGUUAAAAGCUAUCGCAAAUAAGAUUAAAUCAGCUGAUGAAUGGAAACGAGUAGUUGUAGCAUAUGAACCAGUUUGGGCUAUUGGAACAGGUAAAGUUGCUACACCACAGCAAGCUCAAGAGGUUCAUAAUUUCCUUCGUAAAUGGUUUAAGACAAAUGCACCAAGUGGGGUUGAUGAAAAAAUACGUAUUAUCUAUGGCGGAUCUGUAACUGCUGCCAAUUGUAAAGAAUUAGCUCAACAACAUGAUGUCGAUGGAUUUUUGGUUGGUGGGGCUUCAUUAAAACCGGAAUUCACGGAUAUAUGUAAAGCCAAACAAUGUUGAACGUUUUGUCAGUCUUCUUCUUCUUACUCUUCUUAAUUUUGUCUCUUCUCGUGUCAGUUACUUCCCUUUUUGUAUUAACAACCAAAGCACAUUAUAAUUAGUAGUAUUUUAAUGUCUAAUGUAAAGAAAUAUGACUACCAGUUCGAAUUACUUAAUUAAUAUCAGUCAAGAAAAUAAUACUUGUCGAUUUAGUUCAUUAUUUCAUUUAUCGUCCCUUAUAUUUAAAUUUCGUAUGUCCUAAAUAUACCUUGAAUUAAUAAUUUAAUAAGUUUUGUAAAAUUUCGCUGGGCCUUACUUAAUAUAGAAUGUACAAAACUUA